AUGAUAGAACACAACGAUGCUGUUGACAAACAUAAAGUUUUUGUUCGCAAUAUAAAAGGAACUGAUCUACCUUUGUUAAAAAAAGAAUUUGAAAAUAUAUGUAAUAAACAUUUUUUUUUUUCAAAUAAAAAUUUAAAAAGUGCAAUAUGCCAUUUUAAAACCAAAAAAGAAGCAGAAGAUUUUAUUUCAAAAUAUAAUGGCGUAAAGGUUUACAACAGUAAUAUAAAAUGUGAAUUUGCAUUAAAAAAAAACUAUGAGCAAAAAAAGUUAGUUUCUAUUGUUUAUAAUCGUCAAAAAAUAAAAUAUUCUAAUUCCAUUGAAAUAUUCAUUGAUUACGAUUUAGAUUGUGUUGUAAUGUUAAGUUUUUUGGAAAGUAUUUUUUUAAAGAAUAAAGUGUCUAUACUAAGCUGUUUGGAUGAUAAAAAAAAUAAAACUAAUGAUAAAAACAAGAAUUCUAAUGAAAAUAGAAAUUCAGAAAACGACAUUGAGAUAGUGAUAGAUAAGAAACUUAAAAAUUUUGAAGAUAUAGUUAUAAAUAUUAAGAAAGAAAAUAAAAAUAAAAAUAAUAAUAAUAACAGCAAUAAAACAAUGGAAAAAUCUAAGGGAAAUUCUACAAAUAAUAAAGAAAUAAAUAACUGUUUCGUUUACAUAAUUGAAUUUCUAAAUUUAAAAUUAGCUUCCAUUUUUUUUAAAUAUAUCAAUAAAAGUAUUUUCGAAAAUUACUUGAAAGAAAAAUCAUUUAAUGUAAAAGAUAAUCUUUUAUUUUCUCAUAAUUUAUGUUUUUCAAAAAGAAAUGAUAAUAAAGUCAUUUUAAAAAAUUUAAGUAGAACUUGCCACAUAGAAAAUAUUAAAAAAUUAUUUAGAAAUAUCGAUAAAAAUAUUAAAAUAUUUUUUCCAAAAAAAGAUAAUAAAAAGCAAGGUUAUGCAUUUGUAUACUUUUCAAAUUGUAGAAAUGCCCAAAAAGCAUUGCUCUUAAAUAAUUCAAAACUAUGUGGUAAUAUAAUUAGUAUAGAAAGAGUUAAUACCAACUUGAAUUUCUUAAAUAAUGUUAACGAUGAUGAAUACAGUGAAAAUUUAAAAACAAAAGAAAAUAAAAUGAACAUCAAUGAAAUAUAUUAUAAUGAUGUUGAAAAAAAUGAAAAUGAAGAAAACGAAAAUGAAAAUGAAGAAGAAGAAGAAGAAAAUGAAAAUGAAAAUGAAAAUGAAGAAGAAAAUGAAAAUGAAAAUGAAGAAGAAGAAAAUGAAAAUGAAAAUGAAAAUGAAGAAGAAGAGAAUGAAAAUGAAAAUGAAAAUGAAGAAGAAAAUGAAAAUGAAAAUGAAGAAGAAGAAAAUGAAAAUGAAAAUGAAAAAGAAAAUGAAAAUGAAAAUGAAGAGGAUGAAGAUAAAAAAUAUUCGGACAAAAAUACAAACAGGAAUAUGAAUGAUGUUGAUGAAGGAAAAACAUUAUUUAUUACGAACAUUCCACCAGAUGCAACUAAUGAGGAAAUUAAAAGUUAUAUAGAAAAUAACAUAAGCAGAAAUUAUAUAUACAUAAAAACAUGUAGAAACAAUACCAAAAGAAUUUCUGUAUUUGUAAAAUUAAAACACAAAAAAGAUGCGGAUAACUUUUUAAAGAAAAUUGGAGAAUAUGAAGAGGAAGAAAAAGAGAUUGAUACAGAAGAAAAUGUAAUUGAAAAAUUUUAUAAAAUGGAAAAAAAAAAGAAAAAAGAAAAAAUGAAAAAAAUAUUACUUAAAGAUAACUGCAGUAAUGUAAAUUCAGAGUUUUUAUUUUUCAAAAAUAAUUACAUAAUGGUUAAAAGAGCUGUUAGAAAAGAUUUAAUCAAAGAUAAUAAGAAAUUUACUGUGGCAAAAAAAAAGGAAAAAAAUAAAAUGGAUAAUAAUAUUCAUUUGAUCUAUGAUAAUAAUAUAAAUAAUGAUAAUGUAAGUGAAAACAUAAUUAAAAGAAAUCAAAAAUUACUAGAGAAAAAAAAAGAACUUUUGAAAAAUAGAAAUUUUUUAAUUAAUCCAUGUAGAAUAUAUAUUAGAAACUAUCCUGCAAUGUUAGAACAGAACAUAUUUCGCCAACUUAUAACAAAAUAUUUCACACCUAUACUUAUGAAAAAAUAUAAUAUAAAAAAGAAAGAAGCAUUUAAAAAAUCAAACGAAAUAAUUACAAAAAUGAAAGUAGUUAAAGAAAAUUUUAGUAAAGAUAAAAAAAUAGAAAUUGAAAGAACAAAGAAUAAUAAAAAUAUUAUAUGCUUUAUAGAUAUUAAUAAGCAUGAGAAUGCAAAAAUGCUGAUUAAUUUAUUACAAAAUAAAAAUAUAUAUGAGUUAAUUAAUGAAAUUGUUUACAAAAAAAAAUUUCAAACCGUUAGAAAAAAUAAAAAUAUUAUCUAUGUUGACUAUUGUAUAGAAGAUGUAAGAAUGCUUCAUAUAAAAAAAUUAAAAACAGAAAAGUUCUUAAAUCAUUUAAAAGAAAAAAAUAUAAAUACAAAAAAAACUAUAAAAAAAAAAAACAAAAAAACAAGUAGAGGGAAAAGGCAAAGAGAAAAAAGAAGAUUACUAAAAUUACAAGCAGAAAAUACAAAUAUUUCCAAUGUAAUUCAGAAUAAAUUUGAAUAUGAAGAAACACAACUAAACUCCUCGAAUAGAAUAAAUAAUCAUAAUAAAAAUAAUAUAUCUGAAAUAAAUAACAAAAGAAAAUUUUAUUCAAGAGAAAAGAAUAAUAACGAAAAUAAUCGUCCAAAUGAAGUAACUAAUAGUAGAAAAAACGUUAAAACAAAAAAAAACGAUAAUCUGAAGAAAUUAAAAAUAAAAGAAAAAAGUAAACAAACAAUUACUACAAAAAAUAAUAGUGAAAUGAAAUCAAUACAAAAGGAUGUUUUAAAAUUUCUUAAAAAUUUAAGAAAAUAA
This is a messenger RNA of Plasmodium relictum, 2892 nucleotides long. Its product is annotated as RNA-binding protein, putative. The coding region runs from base 1 to 2892 and encodes 963 amino acids. The transcript is spliced from 2 exons. Lineage: Eukaryota; Apicomplexa; Aconoidasida; Haemosporida; Plasmodiidae. The record is from RefSeq and is a predicted model, not a curated record. Gene Ontology annotation, molecular function: RNA binding.